Eruca vesicaria subsp. sativa (arugula) is the source of this 1220-nucleotide messenger RNA. The record is from the annotation of a GenBank genome assembly. Lineage: Eukaryota; Viridiplantae; Streptophyta; Magnoliopsida; Brassicales; Brassicaceae.
GAGAGACAAAAAAAUAAAUCAAAAAUCAAAAUUUAGAGAGAGCCAGAAAACUAAUAUCAAUUUUCUUAUUUCAACCAUCUCCUCCUUUUCUCGUUCUUUCAUAUAUUGUAGGUUCUGUUCUAUCAAGCUAAGAAGGUGUUUUCUAAAAUCAUAUCCAUGGCAGCCAUAAAUAUGUUCAAUAGCAGCACAGAUCUUUCAGAUCCUUUCAAAGAAGAGCUCAUGAAAGUAGUUAAACCUUUUACCAACUCUGUUUAUUCUCUUCCUCCUUUUCCAAACACAAUCUUCAGUUUCAAUCAAACCACAGCUCUGGGUCUAAACCAGCUCACGCCUUACCAAAUCCACCAGAUCCAACACCAGCUUAACCAGAAACGCAACACAAACCUCUCUCCAAAGCCAGUCCCAAUGAAGAACAUGUCCCCUCAGAAACUCUACAGAGGAGUUAGACAAAGGCACUGGGGAAAAUGGGUUGCUGAGAUCCGUUUACCCAAGAACCGGACCCGACUCUGGCUUGGAACUUUCGACACAGCUGAAGAAGCAGCCAUGGCUUAUGAUCAAGCUGCUUACCAGCUUCGUGGCGAAUUAGCGAGGCUUAAUUUCCCACACAUGAGACAUGAAUACGGAGGUGGUGAUGGCAGCAGCUUCAAGCCUCUUCAUCCUUCUGUUGAAGCAAAGCUCGAAGCGAUUUGUCAGAGCUUGAGCAAGAAGACAGAGGAUGAUGAUGAUCUCCCCUUUUCUGAAACAGAGCUUUUCCCGCCAAAAGCAGAAGAGUAUCAAGAAAGUGAAUAUGGGUUCUUGAGAACUGAUGAGAAUUCGUUUUCCGAUGAGUCUCAGGUGGGAUCUUCGUCUCCGGAGUCUGGUAUUACCACUACGUUCUUGGAUUUCUCGGAUUCUGGGUUUGAUGAGAUUGGGAGUUUCGUGCUGGAGAAGUUUCCUUCUGUGGAGAUUGAUUGGGAUGCGAUUAGCAAGUUGUCUGAAUCUUAAGGGUUUUGUUUUUAACAUCAGUGUAUGCUAUUACGUGUAAUAUUAGUUAGCUAAUCUCUACAACUGAAUUUUUUAGCAGUUGUGGGAGAACCUUCUAGGCUUUGUGUUCUAUUGGAAUCUUCCUCCAUGUGUUCGGUCUGGCUGGUUUAUGCUCUUUUUUUCUUCUUGUCUUUGACCAACCGGGGAAGCUCCCAUGUAUUAUAUCAUCUUUAAGUUUUUAAUGAACCUAAAUUAUACUC